This is a messenger RNA of Xiphias gladius (swordfish), 2340 nucleotides long. It is a transcript of the gene c20h18orf54, whose product is annotated as chromosome 20 C18orf54 homolog. NCBI's taxonomy places the organism in Eukaryota, Metazoa, Chordata, Actinopteri, Istiophoriformes, Xiphiidae. The transcript is spliced from 15 exons. The record is from RefSeq and is a predicted model, not a curated record. Bases 341 to 2035 code for a protein of 564 amino acids.
CAUAUCACGGAGGGCGGUGUUUCGCCGCGACAGUCAGUUGGUCAGGUUGAGCCCCUGGUCCCGAAGAACCUCAAACGUUCGCGGAAUCGAUGAAGGCUCGCUGUACCAACCGUGUGUCUCUCGCUGGGUGUUCGUUGAUAACCAUGAACAGACUUUGUUCCCCGGUCCUUGAAUGGUGUUUGGUCGUAACUUCUCUGGCGCAACCCGUCGGGUCUAAACUGAUGCUAGACCAGCUAACUGUGAGCUAGCGCUACCCGGGAAUCUUGAAUUUUCUGUUUGCAACAACAGACGCUGUACACAGAGAAACACACUGAAAAGGAGAUAUUUUGGAGUAAAAAUCAUGGAGUAUGGCUGCCCGGUCGAUGACUUUGUGUCUCCAGAGUCCACGGUGACCUCCCUGCUGUCGAGCUCAGGUCAUCUGAGGAGCAGCCUGCUGCCUCCCAAGCACAUUACCACCUUCAGAUACAGAGACAAGGACUAUGACUCAGCCUCGGCAGCGUUGGAUGCCUACAUCACAGACUUCGAGAGGAGUUGUCAGAACAGCGGGUCAUUGACAGGUAGACUAGUUCUGCCGCAUAGUCCCCCCUCCACUCCGAGCAGACCCAGAGUGAGCACACUCAGAAACAAAGAUGUUCUCAGGGAGAGUCUGACUGAAAGGGAGCUGGACUUCCUGAACCUCCCCGUCAGCUCCCUCCAUCACAGUGCCAACCGAGACAGACUCUCCAUGACGACGGAUGAGCUGCUGUCUAUCCCUUAUGAUGGCUCGAUGCCUGUCACCCACACUUCUGCCUUUAUGCAAGGCCUCCUGUCCCAGUCAGGAGCCUCCAAGUCCCGCUGUUCCUCCUCCAAUCCAGGACAUAGAGCCUGCGCCGGGCAUAGCAGCAGCCACGCCACCCCACGGCUGAACCACCACCACCCUCACCUAAUUAGGAUGCCCAGGAGCUCCAGAGGAAGACCAGGAGCACCCACAUUUAAAACACUUGAUGACAUAUUGUCUGUGAGCAGCUUUAAGUUUGCACAGAGAGCAGCAGAGUCAGAGUGGGCAGAGCCAUCUACGUUGUUCCAACGCCCUCAUUGUCUCACCGGCAACAAGGCUGACAUGGACUCCUCUGGAAUGAGCAGCAUGCCUGACCUGCAGUGCGAAUCCAGCGUGGAAGCCUGGAUGCAGUGCUUUGACCGCAGCAAGCUGCUGCCGCCCCCAGAGUCAAAGCUGUGGGACGACCAUGGUGUUCUUCCACCUGCAGCCCCUAGAGCCGGACCUCCAUCUUGGGUAGCAGAGCUGGCGGAUGAUGGGACCAACCAGACAUGUUCCCAGGUUGACAGCCAGCAGACUCUUCGAAAUCUGAGGCUUCAGUUUGCUGAACAGAUUUCACUGAUUGUUACAGAGGGAAAAAGCGCCGACCUCAUGGAUACUCUGUUCAGAGACAACAGGAUCGAGUCUCUAAUCCAGAAGGCGGAUCAGGUGUUGAACUCUCUGUCUCAGAGUUGUGAAGGCACAGAUAACCAUGCAGAUUUAGUCAGUCCAGUGAACACCGAGGAGCAGCUGCUCAAUUCGCCCUCCCACUGUCCUUCGUUCACCCUGGACUCAGCAGCAGCACCAGAGGGCGGUACAGAGGCUCCGACUGACAGAGGAGCUCAGACUUUGGGCUGCGGUCUCCACGGAAACAGCAUCUGGAAGCAGCCUGGUCCAGUGGAGGCUCUAAAACAGAUGCUGUUCAGACUGCAGGCAGUGGAGGCGAAGCUUCAGCGACAACAAGAAGCAUCAGUAGCUCCAACACUCACUGACGGGCAGUGGACAGAGGAGACCCUAGUCAAGCAGAUAGUCAGUCAGAGGCCACAGGGUGAAGAGCUGGAGAGUUUUUCUGGUGGACCAUCACUACACAGAGCUCUGCAUCACCUGAGCCAUCUGAAGCUUCUGGUGGAAGAACCCAGGGAGAAAUACAGAGAGGAAGAGGAGGAGAAGGAUGAAGACGAAGGUCGCUACUCCUCUUCAUCUGCUGACGGACUCAUCUGUACUCAGCAGAAACCCUCCUGAAGCUGAAGGCCUGUUGAUCAGGGCGAGGAUCAUCCUGUCAGCGUCAAUCACCGUUCUCACUCUCUUCUCUGGAUUUGUAUUUUAGAUGGAAAAGUGCCAUGUAUCUGAACACUAACACAGUACCGAGACCAAAGGAGACUUAUAGGAGAUAUAUGAAAUGUGUGUUGAAGUUAUGGGAAGUGUUACAGUGAAGGACACUUUGAAACUUUGAAUACAGUUGUUUGUUCUGGUGGUUAAAAACUUGGAGAAUGACACUGAGACUGAAAAUAACCAAGGUUAUCCAUUAAAGAAACAGUCUGACCUUU